UACGAGCUUAUCCGUUCACCGCCAGCUUGACGCGACUGUGGGGUCAACAGCGAGCGAAGCUGCCAUUAAGCAGGCUGUAAAGUACUACAAAAUGAAAGCUUUCGAUUAAAUCUACUUUUUAGUCGCUACUGCACAAACGCGGCGACACUUCGUUGGGCGAAUCGUUGUCUUGUCACCGUUUCCUCACUGGAAAUCUACAUCGGGCUAAAGUGGCAGCCAUCGGGCCUCUUCGUCGUGGCCCUGCAGGACUCGAGUGAAGGAAGUUGGGGCCAAACUUCUGCUUCCUCUACGGCUAUCCGCAGGGCCCGGGGCUCCUGUCACCGGCCCUGUGGAUGAGGACGUGAAUACGAAGAUAAUCAGCGCCCAGGAGAAAGGAAUCUCUUUGAUGGGAGAGUCCUCUUUCCUGGCCUCCUGGGUCAAUCAGCGUGCCACGAUGAUGGAUGAGCAGGAGGCGCUGAACUCGAUCAUGCAGGACUUGGCCGAACUGCACCGCUCCAGCCGUCCUGCCAUGUUCCCGUCGGACCUGGCCAAACCCAAAGCCUCUUCGCCCAAGAACCAGAACGACGUGAGAGUGAAGUUCGAGUUCAAAGGGGAGAAGAGGAUCUUGCAGUUCCCUCGUCCUGUCAAGCUGGAGGACCUGAGGGCGAGAGCUAAGGUGGCUUUCGGUCAGACGAUGGACCUUCACUACACGAACAAUGAGUUGGUGAUCCCGUUGACGACUCAGGACGACCUGGACAAGGCCAUAGAGCUGCUGGACCGCAGCGUUCACAUGAAGAGCCUGAAAAUCCUCCUGGUGCUUCAGAUCUCCUCCCAGACGUCUUCUUCCAACAUGGACCUCUUGCUGUCUCACGAGGACCUGGACAACACAGGAUUCAGGGUUGCAGACAAGAAGAGCAUGCUGGCGUUAAUAGGCUCCCAUUCGACAGACCGCAGCUCUCCUCCUCCAGGGUACAUUCCCGACGCCCUCCACCAGGUGGCGAGGAACGGCUCCUUCACCAGCAUCAACAGCGAGGGGGAGUUCAUCCCCGAGAGCAUGGACCAGAUGUUGGACCCGUUGUCUAUGAGCAGCCCAGAAAACUCUGCCUCUGGAAGUUGUCCGUCUUUAGACAGCCCACUGGACAGUGACUACCCCAAGUCCAGGAUGCCCCGAGCACAGAGCUACCCAGACAACCAUCAGGACUUCCCCGAGUACGACAUCCCGGUGUUUGAGAAGUCGGGUAAAGGAGGGACAUACCCGCGCCGCUACGGCAUUCCCUUUGGCCUUCAGGAUUACAGUGACGGGAGGAAAACCUUCCCUCGAGCUCGGAGGACGCAGGUCCACGGCUUCCGCUCGCCGGUCAACUUCAGCCCCACGGAGCAGUCGCCCAGCACCAGCAGCGGCAGCAGCGUCUUCACCCCCGACCUGGAGGAGGCUCCCGGGCCGGCGAGGAGGCCGCGGCGGGGCAGCGACAUCGAGCCCAACCCCAACCCCACCACGGCACCCACCCUCUCAGUCAUGGACAUCAGUCCGCCCAGCCGCUCUCCACGGGCUCCCACCAACUGGCGUCUGGGGAAGCUCCUGGGUCAGGGGGCGUUCGGACGCGUUUUCCUGUGUUACGACGCCGACAUCGGACGAGAACUGGCUGUGAAACAGGUCCCGUUUGACCCGGAGAGUCCAGAGACCAGCAAGGAGGUGAGUGCGCUCGAGUGUGAAAUCCAGCUCCUGAAGAACUUGUGCCACGAGCGGAUCGUCCAGUACUACGGCUGCCUGCGGGACUCCAUGGAGCGAACGCUCUCCAUCUUCAUGGAGUACAUGCCCGGAGGCUCCAUCAAGGACCAGCUCAAGUCGUACGGGGCGCUGACGGAAAACGUGACGCGCCGCUACACCCGCCAGAUCCUGGAGGGAGUUUCGUACCUGCACAGCAACAUGAUCGUGCACAGGGACAUAAAAGGGGCCAACAUCCUCCGGGACUCGGUGGGUAACGUGAAGCUGGGAGACUUUGGAGCGAGCCGGCGGCUCCAGACCAUCUGUCUGUCGGGAACAGGCAUCAAGUCGGUGACGGGGACCCCGUACUGGAUGAGUCCUGAGGUGAUCAGCGGGGAGGGCUACGGCAGGAAGGCCGACAUCUGGAGUGUUGGCUGCACCGUGGUGGAGAUGCUGACGCAGCGCCCCCCGUGGGCCGAGUUCGAGGCCAUGGCGGCCAUCUUUAAAAUCGCCACCCAGCCCACUAACCCCGUCCUCCCCGCCCACGUGUCGGACCACUGCAGGGAGUUCCUGAAGCGGAUCUUCGUGGAGACCAAGCAGCGUCCGUCUGCUGAUGAACUACUGAGGCACAUCUUUGUACAUUAGCCCCCCCCCCUCAUCCCACGGCCCCCUGAGAGCUGACCCCCCGCCUCCCUCCUCCUCCUCCUCCACUCUGAGACCACAUUGGACCAGGAAGACGAGGCUGGAAGAAGGUGGGGUGUACCUUCUCCUCCUCCUGUCUCAGUUUUCGUGAGACUGCCAUAGAAUUCUUAUUUUAUUUUUCUCCACAACUUGCACCUUAAUUUCUUCUCAGACACGGAGGAAUUCAGCACUUCUUCCCCAUUUUUUUUUUCAUGUUUGUACGGUUUCUCUCUUCAAACGCGUUGGUUGGUUGGCGGUGGUGGUGGUAGUUGUAGAGGGGGGCGGAGCCGGGGGCGGGGCCCGACCCCCAGAAUGUAGUCUCCUGCCAAAACCCAGAGCGACGGCGAAGACCUGGGCCCGCUGCUAAAGACGAAGAAGAAGAAGAAGAAGAAGACGACUCCCAGAUGCAGAGAACACUCCCUGAAACGUUCACCUCCACCUCGUCUGUGUCCGCUACGCCUCCUCCUCCUCCUCCUCCUCCUCCUCCUCCUCUCCUCCUCCUCCUCCUCCUCCUCAUCUUGGUUCUUUGCCGUGUGCCUUUUCUGUUUCUUAGCUCGUGGUAGGAAUGAGUCUCUGUGUUGAUUUGCCUCCUCGAUAAACUGCCUUUCAUUUCUGCCUUUCGCUCUAAGUGGCAGGAGCUGUAGUGUGGACACAUACAGGAAGUCCAAGACGGUUUCCAAAAUAAGAGCCUGUUGUUGAUCAGAAUCGUUUGUCCUGCCACGUCUUUUAGGGUUUAGUUCUGUCUUCUGGUUUACAGCCUCUCAGAGCUUCGUCCUCCGUUCUUGCCAAAUCGAAAACGUUAAAAAAACCCGUCGCUUUAGACGAAACCUCAAACGGUUCAGACGGUUCAGCAUCGACAACUAUGCACACACCAGACGGCUCCGCUUUCGCCAACGCUGGUUUGUAGCUGCUCACGUUACAAUAAUAAUAAUAAUAAUGAUAAUAAUAAUAAUCUGGCUUCUACUGACAGUAUCGGUGAGGACUCUGUUUCAUCUGUUGUGAUUAUCUCUGGUACAAACUAAAAACCUUCUCAUCUGCUCCAUGUUGGGUGGGAACACAGCUUCAUCCUCGUCGCUGGGUUUGUGAUGGUGCGUUCAUGGUACUGUUCGUGUUCCCGUCUUUUUCUCCGCACGCAUCCACGUGCAGGAAAUUUCCGGUUCUUUGAAUUUGCUGUAGUUCCUCUCCCCCAGAGACGCUGCAGAUCUCUGCACCGUCUCUUAAUCUGAAGGCUCUUACUCUGAAAGGUUCCCCAGCCUCCGUUGCUCUGGUGGUGAAUGCGUCCGUACGUCCACGCGGGUUGUGGAAACCUGGAAAUGAUGCAUUUUUUUUUUUUUUUCACAACGGUACGUGUCCCCAAAAGACGACAAAAAAAAAAAAAAAAAAAGCUAUGGAAAAGAAAGUCAUGAAAGCGUUCAUGGUUGUAUUGAGUUUGAGGCGGCUGACGGUCGACUGUCAGGUCCAGGUGGACGUUGAGCUGUGAACGCCGCCAGCACUGGUAAACCUUAAUACGCACCCUCAUUAUGCACUAUCCAUUAUUCACUGAGGCUUUUCCACGGCUCCUCGUCGGCUGUCGCUCGUCCGGCUCGGCCCAGCGACCUUUUCUUUGCACAUUUUAAAGACUGUUUGUUUUAUUUUUUACAGAGAGAGAGAGUGAGAGUGUGUGUGUUGAUGGUUCAGUUAACCUUCACAUGAAUGUAAUGUCUCAUUUUUACCGCCAGGUGGCCUCGUUCACCACAGUGGAUUAACUCUUCGAUACCAGUAUUUAACACCUUCAAACGCCAAGAUACACCUGUAGUUCUCUCCUUAGUGUCUAAAGCCACUGCUGCCACUCCUCAGUGUGUGUGUGUGUGUGUGUGUGUGUGUGUGUGUGUGUGUGUGUGUGUGUGUGUGUGAGAGAGAGUGUGUGCGUGUGUGUGUAAUUUGUAUGUUUGUGUGAGUUUAUAAAUGUGCAUUUACUGCAGAUUGUGCUCAUUGGACACUGCGCCCAAAAUGCCUUGAGCAUCCUGACUGUAGAGGUUGAGAACGUUAAAAUAAUAAAAAUAAAGUCUAAAAAAAUAAUAAUAAUAAUAAUAAAAGAAAAUGUACAAAUGUAUAAAAUUAAAUUGUACCCUUUUUUUUUUUUUUUUUUAAAGAAAAACAAAAAUACACUUAUAUCUCUCAUGUUUGGUCUCUGUGUAUUGUAAAAGAAGCCAUGUUUAUAAUUCUGAUUGGUUUGUGACCAAUGCGCCUGUUUAUAUCAGAUCUGUAUAUCAGUGGUACGCAUAAUUUUUUAAUAUAUAUUUUUUAUUUUACUUUUUUUUAAAUGGGAGAUUUUAUGCAUGGUUGGGUCCUGAGAGACGCAGCGGUGCCGUCGAAUGGUUGCUGUUUUUUGGCAAAAUUCUGGAGUAUUGCAACAGCUCUGUGUUCAUAAUUAUAGCAAUUAUGACUAUGACAAUGAAAACAAUAAAAGAUAUUUAUUUCA
Molecule: messenger RNA, 4826 nt
Organism: Mugil cephalus (flathead mullet)
Lineage: Eukaryota; Metazoa; Chordata; Actinopteri; Mugiliformes; Mugilidae
Gene: map3k2
Product: mitogen-activated protein kinase kinase kinase 2
Exons: 17
Coding region: 386-2329 (647 amino acids)
Biological process (GO): protein phosphorylation
Molecular function (GO): ATP binding; protein binding; protein kinase activity
Source: RefSeq, a predicted model, not a curated record